Messenger RNA from Apis cerana (Asiatic honeybee), 1927 nucleotides. RefSeq names its product corticotropin releasing hormone binding protein (gene crh-BP). Gene Ontology annotation, molecular function: corticotropin-releasing hormone binding. The record is from RefSeq and is a predicted model, not a curated record. Gene Ontology annotation, biological process: hormone-mediated signaling pathway; negative regulation of corticotropin-releasing hormone receptor activity; negative regulation of corticotropin secretion. NCBI's taxonomy places the organism in Eukaryota, Metazoa, Arthropoda, Insecta, Hymenoptera, Apidae.
CGUUGCAAGCGUUCGGGGAUGCGCAACAUGAACGAAUCGCGGACUGGUCUAGCGACUAUAAGAGGGACGCCGCGCGUCGCGACGCCACACAAUCUCCAGUUUGUUCUGACGCCAACUCCACGCGCUCUUCCCCCCUACGUUUUAAGAGGAUCGCAAAGCGACGAAGAGAAGACGAAAACAGGAAGAGAAAUAUUCCUCGCAACGGGUACUUUGUAUCUUUCAACGUAUACAUCAUUUCCGGAUUCUUGAGAUUUCAUCAGAAAAAUGUUCUUAAAUGGGUCUUUGUAUUGUUUCGCGAGGUUGUUUUUUAUCAUUGGAUUUUUUAACGCUAUUUCUGGUGCAAUAAAAGGGAACGACUAUCAGCGUUAUCACCAACAGAUUUCUGGAGAUCGUUUCUCAAAGGAUUUCUAUCGUCAAGAUACGAAAAAUAAUUUAUUAAAUGCUUAUGUGCGUUUUAAACUCGUCACAGAUUGCAUAUUCGUCACAUCAGAACCAGGAUAUUUCUUAUAUACUUCAAAGAAUGACAAUGAGGAGGUCUGUGGAAUUUAUUUUUUAGCUGGACCGGAUCAGAAAAUAGAAAUCAACUUCAUCACUUUUGAUAUACCCUGUGAACAUCGUGGAUUAGUUUCGAUCAUUGAUGGUUGGGAAUUAAACGGUGAAGUAUUCCCUAGUGAAAUGGAUCAUCAGUUACCACUUAAACAAAGAAGUAGCGAAUUUUGUGGUAAAAAUAUCGGUAUGAAAAGAAUUUUCACAAGUUCACAGAACAUUGCAGUUAUUCAAUACAGAAUUCCAAAAUCAGGAAAGGGAUUCUCGUUGCUCGCGAGAUUCUUGAAAAAUCCUAGACCCUGUAAUGUCUUAGCGACAAGCUUAACUGAGCCAUAUACGUUACGAAAUUAUGGACGACGCAUAAAUUGCACUUACGUCGCGCUCUAUCCGGGUUCUGUGCAAGUAAUCGCAUUGGGCGUUGGAGUUUCAAAUUUUCUCGGUUCCACUCGCACUACUGAGACUGGAACUAUACGAAAAUGUGAUGAAUCUAGUCCGCAUGAUCAAGUAAUAAUUGGAGGCAGCUAUGGAUUAGAUACUUCUAAAGUUCAGAUAAUUGAUUCUAUUUGUGGAAUAGACUCUAAACCAGAUUAUCGUGAAUUGACGGAAUAUAGCGUUACUUCUGUUCGUUUAAUAUCAAGUGGUUUUUUCGAUAAUUUUGUAACAGUACAAAUUCAACCUCUCAAGAACGAAUUAUUCAAUGCAAAUAUUGGUAUUUAAUUAUUAACAUUAAAAGAAAAAUCUAUGAUUCGAAGUGAUUCGAAUUUUAUUGUAAUUAUAUUUAUUAUCGAAUCAAACUGAUCAAGAUCUCUCAAAAAUUCUAGAUGUCUUUCAUAAAUUUAUCGAAAAAUCGUCACAAAUCUCUUGAUUAUACAUUUUAUUUAUGUAAACUUUUAGAGAAAUAUUUAUAUGUAAAUAUUUUUUUUUUUACUACAAUUUAACUAGAUUAAAUAUUUGUGUGAAUGGAUUUAUUUUAAUUGUGUGAUAUUAAUUUUUUUCUUAAAUUAAAAAGAAAAGUGUUUUAUUUUUUAUUUUUUAGAUACUUUAAUCCGAAAUAAUUCGUAAUUUGAUCAUGAUUUUAUGCAAUUUGUGAUAAAUAGAUUUAAAUAUAUAUUACUGAAUAUGUACAUCAUUCUUAGCGAUUUAAACAUAUUAAAGAAAGGCCUUAAGUUUUUAUUCAUUUAGAAUUGUACAAAUAGAUUGGUUGAAACGUGCCAAUUGUUUUUAACAAAUCAAUAGAAUAAACGUUAAUCUCAGACUCUAUUUAUUUAUUAUCAAAUUUUAGCGAUAAUAUUGUUUUUUUUACUGGUUUUUAAUGAUACAGUUUUUUAUUGUUAUAAUGAUGCGUUGUUUGUUUAAAUAAAAUAUUUAAUUUGAAACAUUA